This is a messenger RNA of Brassica rapa (field mustard), 2676 nucleotides long. RefSeq names its product serine carboxypeptidase-like 31. The record is from RefSeq and is a predicted model, not a curated record. Gene Ontology annotation, molecular function: serine-type carboxypeptidase activity. Gene Ontology annotation, cellular component: vacuole. NCBI's taxonomy places the organism in Eukaryota, Viridiplantae, Streptophyta, Magnoliopsida, Brassicales, Brassicaceae. Gene Ontology annotation, biological process: proteolysis.
CAACGUGACAUGUCUCCUUUUUAAUGAAAUAAAUCAUCUUUUUUUUUGGAAUAUCCGCAUCGUAUGUAACCUAGGAGUCUAUGACGUUAGCAAUAGUUUGUGAGAAAUUAUUCGUUGAGUUCAGUGCAUAAAAUUUGACUAUGAUAUAGUGGUUCAAAGAUUUUACCUUGAGAUCUUAUUCAUAUGUAUAGUUUUUUGUUUUAUUCGUAUAAAUAGUUCCUUUAAACUUAUUAUAUUCAGAAAUUGAUGCAAAAUGUUACAUAUUGGAGUACUUAGUAACAAUCUGUUUUGGCCAGCAAUUAGUAAAUUAAACUUAAGUCAAUUUCAUUAAAUUUGAAUGUUUAAUAAUACUAAUCUACGUAUAAAAUAUGAUUGAGUUUAAAUUAGUUUUCGGUAAGCAGGUUUGAUAUUGCUAAAUCUAUAUAUUCAGUUUGAGUUGUGAGUUUUGAAUCGUACGUGUUCAAGUUUGAUGCUGGUUUUAGUGUUUCAUCUUGCUAAGGGUAGCAUUCCAACUUCCUCAUGUAUAUAUUUCAUCACUAGUAGUUGCGCAGCUAUGCUUUUUGUGGGGUCGAUUAAUCCUCUUAAUUUCUUAGGUAAAAUGGGAUUAGAUAAUAUAUUAUGGAUUGAUUAAAUUUAUAUUAUUUUUGGUCAUGACGUGAUUCAAACCCAUCAAAGAGAAAGUGCUUCAUCCACUCUAUUUAAGUCAAGGAUACGAAUUCUCUCGAAUUUGUCUCUUUAAAUCUUAGUUUAUAAGAUGGAAUUAUUCGACCAACUGAACAAAUUAAAGCCACCAAUAGCCACAUAGGACUAUUCUUCCAUAUCCACUUAACUAAGCUUUUAAUAUAAAAUAAAUUCAAAAGCAAACAAAAAGUCUCUCGAUCUUAGCUUAUAAAUAGACAUCCAAGUGUUGAGAUCUUUCUAUCAUCUUAGUACAAUUCCUUGAUCUUCUUCACAACGUACACCUCUCAAAUGGAUUAUCACACCAAGAACAUGUUAAUUUCUUUGUGUUUUACCACUCUUUUAAUAUUACUCCCGGUAGUUACAUGUACUAGACAACACAGGUCUAAUAGCCCGAAACAAAGGAGCUUGUUGGCCAACGAGCAAGAUCUCGUGACAAAUUUGCCUGGGCAGCCUCAUGUGAGUUUCAAACAUUAUGCUGGUUACGUCCCUGUCGACGAAUCCAACGGAAGAGCUAUGUUUUAUUGGUUCUUUGAGGCCAUGGACCUUCCCAAGGAGAAACCUCUAGUUCUCUGGCUUAAUGGAGGUCCAGGUUGUUCUUCUGUGGGAUAUGGGGCAACACAAGAAAUCGGUCCUUUUCUCGUGGACACCAAAGAAAACGGACUUACUUUUAAUCCAUACGCAUGGAAUAAAGAGGCAAACAUGCUGUUUUUAGAAUCUCCCGUCGGUGUUGGCUUUUCGUAUUCAAACACAACUAGCGAUUAUCAAAAACUUGACGAUGACUUUACAGCAAGAGACGCAUUCACUUUUCUUUGCAACUGGUUCGAGAAAUUCCCAGAACACAAAGGAAAUACGUUCUACAUCGCAGGCGAAAGCUACGCAGGAAAAUACGUACCGGUGCUAGCAGAGGUCGUGUACGAUAACAAUAAGAACAGUAGUUCAUCACUUCACAUCAACCUUAAGGGUAUUUUGCUAGGGAAUCCUGAGACAUCAGAUGCAGAGGAUUGGAGAGGUUGGGUGGAUUACGCAUGGAGCCACGCGGUAAUAUCUGAUGAGACGCAUAGGAUCAUAACCAGGACUUGCAAUUUCAGCAGCGAUAAUACUUGGAGCGACGACGAGUGCUCUGAAGCCGUAGCAGAAGUUCAGAAGCAGUACGACGAGAUCGACAUCUAUAGCCUCUAUACAUCGGUUUGUAUAGGAGAUUCUGCACGGUCCUCGUACUUGGAUUCAGCACAAUUUAAAACAAAUUCUCAUAUCGGCUCCAAGACGGUGCCGCCAAGGCGCUUGGGUGGAUAUGAUCCAUGCUUAGACGAUUACGCGAGAACAUUUUACAAUAGAGCAGAUGUUCAGAAGUCUCUUCACGCGAGUGAUGGAGUUAAUCUUAAGAACUGGAAGAUUUGCAACAUGGAGAUCUUCCAUAAUUGGACUUAUUUAAAGCCCUCGGUUUUGCCUAUAUACGAGAAACUCAUCGCCGGGGGAUUAAGAAUUUGGGUUUACAGUGGUGACACAGACGGAAGAGUUCCAGUACUGGCGACAAGGUACAGCUUAAGCGCACUAGAAUUACCCAUCAAGACAGCUUGGAGGCCAUGGUAUCAUGAAAAACAGGUAAGUGGGUGGCUUCAGGAAUACGAAGGUCUAACGUUUGCUACGUUCAGAGGAGCUGGACAUGCGGUGCCUUCCUUUAAACCAAGCAGCUCUCUCGCCUUUUUCUCGGCCUUUCUCACCGGAAUUCCUCCGCCACCGUCUCGGUAGAGAAGCAAGUCAAAGAUUUACUAAAUCUAAUGAGUCUAAGUUUUCAGAAAGUUUGAAAGGUUUUGGGUUUUGUUACGUUGACUUGUCAGACACGGUAUAAGGGAAAGAGAGAAAUUCUAUACUUUAUAUGUGACGAUCAUAAUGAUCAAAGAAAAAAAAAACUCUUUAAGAUUGUGUAAUCACAAAAAUAAAUGUUUGGGAUACAACCAGAUUAAAAUUGUAAUGAUAAAGGGAAGACCUUCGACA